This is a messenger RNA of Microthlaspi erraticum, 1455 nucleotides long. Lineage: Eukaryota; Viridiplantae; Streptophyta; Magnoliopsida; Brassicales; Brassicaceae. The record is from the annotation of a GenBank genome assembly.
AUGGCGACCAACGGCUUAACCCAAAAUCCUAAUAUAAAACAUGUUCCAUUUCUAAGAGAUAGAACUCCAAAACACAAACUUUUGUCUCCUCAUGUUCCCUCUCUCUCCAACUCAAACAACUUCAAAAGACUUGUAGUUGCUAAUUCUUGUUCCUCCGUUUUAGCACCAGUGAUUCUAAAUGCUCCGCUUGCGGCUCCUCCUCCUCAUCCUCUGGUACCUCGCUCACCGCAUCCACUGUGCUCCGGUGAAGAAACGACAGUACCUUUAUCUAAGGUUUGGAGAGAGAUGCAAGGUUGUAACAACUGGGAUGGUCUCAUCGAACCUUUAAACCCUCUUCUCCAACAAGAGAUCACUCGCUACGGCAACUUGGUCUCCACUUGCUACAAAGCCUUCGAUCUAAACCCUAACUCCAAACGUUACUUAAACUGCAAGUAUGGCAAAAAAACCCUACUUAAAGAAACCGAAAUCGACCAACCUGAGGACUACCAAGUCACUAAAUACAUCUACGCCACACCGGAUAUCAACAUCAGAAUCAAUCCGGUCCAGAAUGAGGCAAAUCGGCAAGGGCGUUGGGUAGGUUACGUUGCAGUUUCAUCUGAUGACUCGGUGAAACGUUUGGGGAGGAGAGACAUCGUGGUGACGUUUCGUGGAACAGUGACUAACCCCGAAUGGUUGGCGAAUUUCAUGAGCUCCUUAACUCCGGCUAGGUUCGAUCCUCAUAACCCGCGUCUCAACGUGAAGGUCGAAUCCGGUUUCUUGAGUUUAUACACAUCCGAUGAGAGUGAGAGCAAAUUCGGACUAGAGAGCUGCAGACAGCAACUUCUGUCCGAGAUCUCAAGGUUGAUUAAUAAGCACAAAGGAGAAGAGCUAAGUAUAACACUCGCUGGACAUAGCAUGGGAAGCUCACUGGCUCAUCUUCUUGCUUAUGACAUCGCAGAGCUAGGUUUAAACCGGAGGAUCGGCCAGGGAGAUAUUCCCGUGACCGUGUUCUCUUUCGCGGGUCCUAGGGUUGGUAACUUGGAGUUCAAGAAACGUUGUGAGGAGCUAGGAGUUAAGGUUUUGAGGAUCACUAAUGUUAACGAUCCGAUCACUAAACUUCCCGGCGUUUUGUUUAAUGAGAAUUUUAGGGCUUUGGGUGGCUCUUAUGAGCUUCCAUGGAGUUGUUCAUGUUAUGCUCAUGUUGGGGUCGAACUCACACUAGAUUUUUUUGACGUCAAAAACAUUUCCUGCGUUCACGAUCUCGACACUUAUAUCAACCUUCUUAACUGUCGGAGAAUAGGCUCGAGAUCAGCCGAUGACGCCAAGGACAGUCACAAUCUUGCCUCAGAAUUUUUGAAGAGAAAGGGUGAUGAGAAGAUGAUGUUCUUGAAGGGACAGGGAAUGAUGCAUUGGACCACCGUCGUGGACUUGCUUUUAUCUGUCUCUAAUAAUAUGUUGUAUUGUAAUAUUUUUUAG